GUUUUGAGAUUGGGUUUUGUAAAUUGAAGGAAGAUGAGUGUGUUACUCAGAGGAACACCAUUGUUAUCGUUAUCAUUGUCGAAAUCGAAAUCUAACAUUCAACACAAGUUGUUACAGUUUCGUAGGUUGUCAUCAAAGACAAACUGUUCCUCUCUUGAACCUCCAAAUGUGUCUCAUUUGGCAAAAACUGCUCAUAUUUCUCUAACCCCAACUGAGGUCGAAGAAUUUGGUCCUAAAAUUCAGCAGGUGAUUGGCUGGUUUGGACAGUUGCAGGGUGUUGAUCUUGAAAGCAUCGAGCCUUCAAUUAGAGCAGAUACCGAAAACAAUUUGCGCGACAAUACACCUGAAACAUUUGAACAACGGGAUGCCAUCAUUGCUUCGCUUCCGAGCUAUGAGGAGCCUUACAUUAAAGUUCCAAAGGUCCUAAACGUGGACUGAAUUUGCUUAGAUGAGUUAUUUUUGCUAAAAAGAAAACUCAUGAAGACUGUUGUUUGUACUUUGAAUUUCUUGGUUCGCUAUAUGAACAGCUCCUACUCUAUUUUCAUGAUGGAAAUUAGAUUGUCGACUCUGUAGUUGAAUAUUACCAUAGCACUACAUUGAAUGUUAAAAGUGCAGAGCUGCUUGAUUCAUCAAUGACGCUGUUGAAGGAAUGAAAGCCAACAACACCAUGUUAUUCUAUCA
Messenger RNA from Vicia villosa (hairy vetch), 681 nucleotides. RefSeq names its product glutamyl-tRNA(Gln) amidotransferase subunit C, chloroplastic/mitochondrial. Gene Ontology annotation, molecular function: glutaminyl-tRNA synthase (glutamine-hydrolyzing) activity. Gene Ontology annotation, biological process: regulation of translational fidelity; glutaminyl-tRNAGln biosynthesis via transamidation. The transcript is spliced from 5 exons. Bases 34 to 438 code for a protein of 134 amino acids. NCBI's taxonomy places the organism in Eukaryota, Viridiplantae, Streptophyta, Magnoliopsida, Fabales, Fabaceae. Gene Ontology annotation, cellular component: chloroplast. The record is from RefSeq and is a predicted model, not a curated record.